Aegilops tauschii subsp. strangulata is the source of this 1957-nucleotide messenger RNA. RefSeq lists its product as uncharacterized. The record is from RefSeq and is a predicted model, not a curated record. Lineage: Eukaryota; Viridiplantae; Streptophyta; Magnoliopsida; Poales; Poaceae.
GCUCGCCACGGAGCUGGGCGCAAGGCACGCCGACGUCGAGGUGGUCAAGCACUACCCGAGCAGUUCUUUGUUCGAUUCACGCAUCAACACCACUGCGUCGACGCCGUGUCCCGCGGCCAUCUUCGGGGCGCCGGCCACCGCAUCUAUGUGCGCGAGUGGAGGCUCGAGGCGCACGCAGACAACAAGGACCAGCUCCACCACGUUCGCCUCUGCUUGGAAGGCGUCCCGCUGCACGGCUGGAACAACUACAUCGCCACCUUCCUCAUCGGACGUGGGUGCUCCCUCGACUACAUCGAGCAGCGGUCGCUCCGCAAGGAGGACACCAGGGACCUGGCGCUCUGGGCGUGGACGUCGAACCCCAAUGCCAUCCCCAAAGUGAAGUGGUUGACGCUCCCUGCCCGUGGUCACCGCCGCCGUGGGCGACGUGGCCUCCGCCAUCGCGUCAUCAUCCAUCUCGACCUCCACGAAGAUCACUCCAAGGCCAGGGACGAUGACGACAACCCGCCUCCUCCGGAAGUGAAUGAGUUCACCUGGUACAGGAAGGUCGUCGACGGCACCUACAUCCCACGGGAUCGCCGCCCGGCUCAGGGGUGCCCUGAGCGCCGUGCAGACAGACGGGAUGAUGAAGGCGACCGCGACGGGAGGCGUGGUCGGGAUGGUGGACGCCAACGUGAGGGCUGGGGCGCCAAGGUCCGACGCUCACUUUCCCGCAACCCACGUGAGCGCCAAUGCGAGGAGGGCCAGGACCGCACCAGAGACAGGUCCGGCGGACGCCGCCACGUCAGCGCCUUCGCCGCUGCUAUGGCCUUCCCUCCAGUGCGCCCUGCUGCGGCUAUCGUCCUGCGUGGCUCGGGCUCGGGCAGCGAGGCGCCUGUCCGCGCUCUUGAGAUGCUGGAUGCCCAGGAGUCUGUGCCUGCUGCUGCUCGUGGGCGCAGCCCAACACGCCAGGCGUCGCCCCGUGCCUCCAGGCGGCGCUCCCUCGAAGAGAGAACUCCUCCGGCGUCGCCCCCACUGUCUCCCACAACUGUGCUGCCGCCGAGCCCAGCCUCCAAGCGUGCUGAGGCCACAUCUUCCCCGCUGACAGGGGGCUGCCAACCCGGCAGUGCGCGAGCUCUGCUCUCCUACGACGCUUGUACAACCUCUGGUAUCACCCUCCAGGCCCCCUGGCUUCCACUCAUCGCCCACCCCGCCGCUCACCUGUGUCAGACCGCUGCGCCGCACUCCAUCACCUGCUCGUGCUCAUGUCGCUGACGGCUCCCCUGAUGCCCUGGCGCCAAUUUUUGUGGAGCGGCAGAUGGGUAUCCUUGCCCCACCUGAGUCGCCCCCUCCCAGGCCUCCAGUGGCUCGCCGUAAGACUCUGGCUGGAGUCAGGAUCUCUUCCAAAGGCGGCCUCACCUUGCAGAAGAUCAAGCGUACUGGAGCCCCUGGUGUAUCUUCGGUGGCCAAAGUUGCGGAGAAGCUGGUUUGCAGGACGAUGGGAAUCACCAAGAAUGGAGAGGACGUGACAGAGGCAAUCCUGGAGGAGUUCACUUCCAAGUUCAAGGAUCAGCUUGCCCCUGAAGUGAUUCUGGCAAUGAGAGGGUUCUUCCACCUCGACGACGCGGCUGUGAACAAACUUGAAGAUGCUCCGAUCGACCAUGGCGGAGAGGGAGCCAUGGAGCAGGCCCAGGAUGGUGCUGCGAGCCAAGUCAGCCUGGGUUCGCGGCCGGCGGCGGCUUGACAACCAAGUCUGUUUGUUGGGGCACCUUUAGUUCUGAUGUUAGUUUUUCUGCUUAGUAUGAGGUUCGAAGGAGCUUGCCCUGGCUGGGCAAUGUAUGUGGGUCGUACCUGUAGUACGUGUUUAUGCAGUCUUCUUGUCCCUCUCAAGUGUAGUCACUCCCUGAUGGGGUUUCUUCACUUUGACCACGCUCUUGUAAUCUACUCCUGGACAAGUCAAUGUGAUGUUCCCCGUGAUCCA